This is a messenger RNA of Gastrolobium bilobum, 1436 nucleotides long. RefSeq names its product zinc finger protein CONSTANS-LIKE 5. Bases 161 to 1324 code for a protein of 387 amino acids. Gene Ontology annotation, cellular component: nucleus. The transcript is spliced from 2 exons. Lineage: Eukaryota; Viridiplantae; Streptophyta; Magnoliopsida; Fabales; Fabaceae. The record is from RefSeq and is a predicted model, not a curated record. Gene Ontology annotation, biological process: regulation of flower development; regulation of photoperiodism, flowering. Gene Ontology annotation, molecular function: protein binding; zinc ion binding.
AACUCACCCAACACCAACAUAUUAAAGUUGCUAUCUCUUCCACCUUGAGCAGCAAGCAGCAGAAGAAGAAGCAAUACCAUUACCCGAGUUUUCAGGUUAGAGAAGCGCGUUUUUAAAAAAGUGCUUUCGCGUUUUCUGAAAAUUCAAGAGAGAAAGAGGGAUGGGAAUUGAGAGAGGAGGCUUCAAGGGCUUUAGGAGUGGCUGGACUGUGCCGCCGAAGCCAUGUGAUUCUUGCAAGUUGGCUUCGGCGGCGCUCUUCUGCCGCCCCGAUUCAGCGUUUCUCUGCAUCGCCUGCGAUUCCAAGAUUCACUGCGCUAAUAAGCUUGCGUCGCGCCACGAGCGCGUGUGGAUGUGCGAGGUGUGCGAGCAAGCACCUGCAUCUGUCACGUGCAAGGCAGACGCCGCCGCACUCUGCGUCACGUGCGACUCUGAUAUCCACUCGGCCAACCCUCUCGCUCGCCGCCACGAGCGUGUCCCCGUGGAGCCCUUCUUCGACUCCGCCGAAUCCAUCGUGAAAGCCUCCUCCGCCGUCGCCUCCUCCUUUAGCUUCAUGGCCCCCUCCGACGAAGGAAUUGGCUCCGACGGGUUCAACCAAGACGACUCCGAAGAAGCCGCGUGGCUCAUUCCCAACCCGAAUUUCGGAUUCAAGCUAAUGGACGCUCCGGAUACCAAGUCCAGGGAGAUUUUCUUCUCGGAAAUGGAUCCAUUUCUUGAUUUCGAUUACUCAAACUCCUUCCAGAACAACAACAACAACAACAACAAUCAUGGUGCCGGAAACGACAGCGUCGUUCCAGUUCAAAACAAACCUGCUCACGUUCUCGCUCCAGCUCCGGUGAUGAAUCAUCACUCGGAGGGUUGCUUCGACAUCGAUUUUUGCAGAUCGAAGCUAUCCUCGUUUAACUACCCAUCACAGUCUCUUAGCCAAAGCGUUUCUUCGUCUUCGCAUGAUGUUGGAGUGGUGCCAGAUGGGAACACGGUGUCGGACAUGUCGUACCCUUUCGGUCUGAACAGCUCCGAUUCGAGUGGGAUGGUGUCGGCGGUUAGCGGCCAAGGUGGGACCCAAUUGUGCGGCAUGGAUCGGGAAGCGAGGGUGCUGAGAUACAGAGAGAAGAGAAAGAACCGCAAGUUCGAGAAGACCAUUCGAUACGCUUCGCGAAAGGCUUAUGCCGAAACUCGGCCCAGGAUCAAAGGCCGGUUCGCCAAACGAACCGAAAUUGAGUCAGAGGUGGACCGCCUCUUUAGCCCUUCUGCUGCUGCUGCUGCUGCUGCUUUCCCUGGGUCUUUAUUGAUGGACCCUCCGUACGGCGUCGUCCCAACGUUUUAGUAAACAAUGGAGGAGGAGGGUGCAUGAAUCUCUCCCUCCCUCCCUCUCUCUCUCUCUCUCUCUUAGAAUAAUGAUUAAUGAAUUUGUGGGAACCGUUGAUUAUUAGGAAAAA